AUGAUCGGUACUUGUUGUCUCAUCUUUAUUAUCAUUCUUUUGCCACCACUUGGUGUGUUCUUCAUGAAGGGAUGUGGUGCUGACUUUUGGAUCAAUAUAUGUCUGACUAUCUUAGGUUACUUACCUGGCCAUAUUCAUGCUUUUUAUGUUCUUAUAAAAGAAAGAGAACAAAGAGAAUUACGUUACCAAGAGGUUUAUCGACCUGGUGGUGCUCCUGCUCCCUAUCAUCAGCAACCAUCUCAAGGCUAUGACGCAGUUCCACACUCUUAA
This is a messenger RNA of Mycotypha africana, 270 nucleotides long. RefSeq lists its product as uncharacterized. NCBI's taxonomy places the organism in Eukaryota, Fungi, Mucoromycota, Mucoromycetes, Mucorales, Mycotyphaceae. The record is from RefSeq and is a predicted model, not a curated record. The coding region runs from base 1 to 270 and encodes 89 amino acids. Gene Ontology annotation, cellular component: membrane. The transcript is spliced from 2 exons.